This is a messenger RNA of Kazachstania africana CBS 2517, 876 nucleotides long. It is a transcript of the gene DSC2, whose product is annotated as Dsc2p. NCBI's taxonomy places the organism in Eukaryota, Fungi, Ascomycota, Saccharomycetes, Saccharomycetales, Saccharomycetaceae. The transcript has a single exon. The record is from RefSeq and is a predicted model, not a curated record. Bases 1 to 876 code for a protein of 291 amino acids.
AUGUCCAUGGAAACUCCUUUUGGGUUGAGACAGUAUCCUGUUACCAAGUUUUGCAUGGUUACAACGGCAGCGAUUCCAAUAGUCGCAUCCAUUGCAAAUUGCAAAUAUAUCUUUCUAACAAGAUAUGAGCCAUUUAUAUCAGAAUACCAGCAGUAUUAUAGACUAGCUCUUUUCGAGCUAGGUGCAACAAACGAGAGCGAUGUUUUGUUACUGAUGCUAAUAUGGUAUCAGUUCCGUCAUUUAGAAAGAAUAAUGGGAUCUUAUAAGUAUAUCAGUGUAAUUUCGUUGAUAUAUUUGUAUACUUCUGUGAUAUUAACAACGUUAUAUAUUGGAUUAAACGUACUGUUAUCUCAGACUAUAUGGAAUAGCUUACCACAGGGUUCCCUUCCUGUGGUAAUGGCAAUGCUACAUUUCUAUAAAGAGUUCACUCCCAAGAUCUAUGAUUUCAAAAUUGUCGUAAAGAACCCUUUAUCAAGUUCAAAAGAUAAGCGUGCGAACUUUGAAUGUCAUCUAGAUGACCAGUUCUUCGUUCUCUCAUUAAUAUUUGCAUUACUUUUAAAUCAAGGGUAUGUUGGUAUUAGUUGCGGAUUCUUAUGUUGGUUAAUAGGAGUAUUUAUUGACAAGGGCAUAUUUGUUGGCUUCCACAACUGGAGAUUACCGUUUAUAAAACAUUGGCUCAGUGACGAAAACAAUUUGACUCGAGAAACCGGUAUAGCAAGUAGCUCAGGUCCUAAUAUCAAUACUUACAUCAAUAAUGUAAGAGAAGGUAGUAAUAACUUACAGGAAAUGGAAGGGCAUGAUUAUGAUGAAGAGAAUCAAGAUGAUGAACCAGCACGUCCAUUAGGUGUGCAGUUUUUAGAUGCUUUUAGACGUUAA